ACAACCGGAAAUAUCUUCAUUCAUUUCCUUUGAAUGUUUUCUCCCCACACAGCUAGUUUAGCUACAUUGUACGGAGAAUUGAGAAAGCAUUAAAUACAGAUUGUAUUCAGUUUUGCAUUUCUAACAGAAAUAGACCGGGUCUGCAGUCAGUACAAACAUGUCGCACACAAUUUUGCUUGUCCAACCAACCAAGAGACCAGAGGGCCGCACUUAUGCUGACUAUGAGUCAGUGAAUGAAUGUAUGGAGGGUGUUUGCAAAAUGUACGAAGAGCAUCUUAAGAGGAUGAAUCCAAACAGUCCCUCCAUCACUUAUGACAUCAGUCAGCUGUUUGACUUCAUCGACGACUUGGCAGACCUGAGCUGUCUUGUGUACAGAGCUGACACUCAAACAUACCAACCAUACAACAAAGACUGGAUCAAGGAGAAGAUAUAUGUCCUUCUGCGGCGUCAGGCUCAGCAGGCAGCAAAGUAAAGGCAUCAGUGAGGAGUUGUCCGGCUACACACACUUGGAAGGAGAUAAUACUGCACUGUAUUUCCAAAGCGUCUUGAAGAUAUUUGUAUAAGGACACCAUUGUCAGUUUGACAAAGGGAGGGUUUACAUAUGAUACUGUUCAUGGGAAAAGGACAGGGUUUGAAAACUGGGGAAAGGAAAUUUGAGGCUUUAUACAGAAGAAGAGUCCUGCUCUGCGUAUGUUUGUAAUUUGUUACACUAAGAUCAGAGUGGGGCAACAAGCUGCAAGGACUCACUUUUGACUGAGAGGGAUUCAUGCAGGGCAAAAUGCUCCACAGGCUAGGUAAAAAAAAAAAAAAAAAAAAAAGUCACACUUAGCAGUGUGCUUUCAGUUUCCUUAAAAGUUAUGUGACAUUUUUUUAUAUACCUUACUGGGCAGUUGGGUUUGAACAUGCUGUGGAUUUUGAAUGCAGAUGCUUCAUUUUUGAAUGACUUAAAUGCCCGCAGACUGACUAACCCAUUAAUGUAACAGAUCCCAGAAGACUUAUUUUCCAUAUUUUAUCUAUUAUUAUAUUAUUGUCACUAUGUCCUACCAUCAUGAUGUAAAAUGUUUUGGGGUUUUUUUUUUUUUCAAGGUGUUGUCUUUUUACGUAGUAUCUGAUUUCAACUAUCCCAUUUCUGUUUCUGUUAUUAUAACGAAAUAAAAUAUUGUUUUAUGA
Anoplopoma fimbria (sablefish) is the source of this 1170-nucleotide messenger RNA. It is a transcript of the gene erh, whose product is annotated as ERH mRNA splicing and mitosis factor. The record is from RefSeq and is a predicted model, not a curated record. Bases 158 to 472 code for a protein of 104 amino acids. Lineage: Eukaryota; Metazoa; Chordata; Actinopteri; Perciformes; Anoplopomatidae. The transcript is spliced from 4 exons.